Haemonchus placei is the source of this 246-nucleotide messenger RNA. Lineage: Eukaryota; Metazoa; Nematoda; Chromadorea; Rhabditida; Trichostrongylidae. The record is from the annotation of a GenBank genome assembly.
AUGUGGUUCUACUACUUCAUUUGCCUAUCUCUGAUGCUGAACAUCAAUGAUGGGAUGGCUAGUAAAAUCAAAACGCUGUUGGGCAAGCUCGGCACAUUAAUGGGGAGCGGAAACUUGGAACGAUGCAAAGAUCAAUCACAUGAAGACUGUCAAGAUGCGAAAGCAACUGGCCUUUGCCAAGACCAGGCAUGGAAAGAUCAGAUCAAGCAAUUCUGCCCCAAAACAUGUGGUUUUUGCGAGAAAUAA